This is a messenger RNA of Caenorhabditis angaria, 530 nucleotides long. Lineage: Eukaryota; Metazoa; Nematoda; Chromadorea; Rhabditida; Rhabditidae. The record is from the annotation of a GenBank genome assembly.
AUGAGUUAUCCUAAAAAUUAUCCGAUCCAAGUAAUCACUGCUACUCCAAUUAAAGUCGUCAAACAUAUUCCGAAAGAGACAACUGUAACAACGCCGUAUUUAGAAUUUUGCCCAAGAUGUCAGGUAGGCGUUUAUUUUCAGAGAUAGAACUAUAUUUAUACUUCAAUUUUUUCGAUGAUUUUCGUAGAAAAACUCACCUAGUCAUCGUAAAAAUCAGUCCUGAAAUGCUUCGCGAAAAAAACAGUGAAAAUAAAAAUAAAUGAGCGUGAAAUAAAAUGUGUUGUGUGCAAUUUGUGCAAACACCGUAACAUGGUACAGUAACGAAUUUAUUCUAUUUUUUCCAGGCGACGAUAAUGACAUCAUGUUUUCAUCAUACUGGAACAUGUUGGUGGAUUAUCUGUUUCACCGGAGUUUUUCUAUUUUGUUGGCCGAUUCUCUUUUUCCUUUGUUGUGAUAGCUCAAAAGAUGUUGACCAUAAUUGUCCAAAUUGUGGACUUUUACUUGCCGAAUCGAAAAAAGCUGGUUGUUAA